AUGGAGCCGGCCGGGCCCUGUGACUUCUGCCCGGCGGGGGAGGGCCAACCCGCGCGUUACACCUGCCCUCGCUGUAAUGCGCCGUACUGCUCGCUGCGCUGCUAUCGGGCGCAUGGCACCUGCGCAGAAAACUUCUACCGUGACCAGGUGCUGGGAGAGCUCCGCGGCCGCAGCGCCUCGCCCAGCCGCCUAGCGAGCGCCCUACGCCGGCUGCGUCAGCAACGCGAAACCGAGGACGAGCCUGGGGAAGCAGGCCUCAGCCCCGGCGCGGCGCUCGACGGCCUCUCGGGACUCUGGGAGCGGCUGGCACCGGCCGAAAAAGCAGCCUUCGAGCGGCUGCUGAGCCGCGGUGAGGCCGGGCGGCUGCUGCCUCCAUGGCGGCCCUGGUGGUGGAACCGCGAAUCCGUAACGUCGCUCCUAGAGGAGCUGGAUGAUGCCCCGGGCAGUGAUGCCGCGGGGUUGGAGCCCGCCCCUGCGAGGACCCCGCAGGAAUCCGUGAAAGUUGCCUCCGCCGCGGAGCCUGUGGCCGCCGGGCGGGUUCUUGGACAUGCUCCAGGGACCUUUAUGCCCGCCGUGCCCACCCGCAUCCCCGCGCUCGUCAGCUUGAGCCGCGGCCCAGUCUCGCCGCUCGUGCGAUUCCAGCUGCCCAACGUGCUGUUCGCCUACGCGCACACUCUUGCCCUGUAUCACGGUGGUGACGACGCACUGCUCUCUGACUUCUGUGCCACACUGCUCGGCGUUUCCGGAGCACUGGGUGCCCAGCAAGUCUUCACUUCUGCGGAAGAAGCCCUGCAGGCCGCAGCCCACGUGCUGGAAGCUGGCGAGCACCCGCCUGGGCCUCUGGGCACUCGAGGGGCUAUGCACGAAGUUGCUCGCAUCCUGCUGGGCGAGGGCCUGGCCAACCAGAAAGGCUACACGCUGGCAGCACUGGGACACCUGGCACAGACCCUGGGCCGUGCCCGGAAACAGGCUGUGGCUAGAGAAGAGCGAGAUCACCUUUACCGGGCCCGGAAGAAGUGCCAGUUCCUCCUGGCCUGGACCAACGAAAAUGAGGCUGCCCUCACACCGCUGGCUCUAGGCUGCGCCAGGGUUCAUCGAGCCCAUGCUGUGGCAGCGCAGGAGGUGGCUGCCCUCACUGGGGAGCUGGAGCGACUUUGGGGCGGCUCCGUGCCACCUGCCCCAAGGACUCUCAUCGAGGAGCUUCCUGGCUGAACUGAGGACCCUUGUCAAUAAUAAAGCUGUGACUGGUCA
This is a messenger RNA of Callithrix jacchus (white-tufted-ear marmoset), 1251 nucleotides long. RefSeq names its product zinc finger HIT-type containing 2 (gene ZNHIT2). Lineage: Eukaryota; Metazoa; Chordata; Mammalia; Primates; Cebidae. The record is from RefSeq and is a predicted model, not a curated record.